Messenger RNA from Otolemur garnettii (small-eared galago), 3397 nucleotides. It is a transcript of the gene PEX5, whose product is annotated as peroxisomal biogenesis factor 5. Gene Ontology annotation, molecular function: protein binding. Bases 179 to 2134 code for a protein of 651 amino acids. The record is from RefSeq and is a predicted model, not a curated record. The transcript is spliced from 15 exons. NCBI's taxonomy places the organism in Eukaryota, Metazoa, Chordata, Mammalia, Primates, Galagidae. Gene Ontology annotation, biological process: protein import into peroxisome matrix, docking. Gene Ontology annotation, cellular component: cytosol; peroxisomal membrane.
GCCACGCCCCUUCAAACAGCUUCCGCAGGACCUUGACCACGGAGGGGCGGUCACGUCCCCUUUAAGCCUGAGCCCCGCCCCUGACUCCCCGCCCCCUACCUUGCCCUCCCCCUCCGGCCCGCACCUGGUGCCCGGGAGGGUAGUGCGGCACGACGCUUGGAGAGAGCUGGUGGUCACCAUGGCAAUGCGUGAGCUUGUGGAGGCUGAAUGUGGGGGUGCCAACCCGCUCAUGAAGCUGGCCGGCCACUUCACCCAGGACAAGGCCCUUCGGCAGGAGGGAUUGAGGCCUGGCCCCUGGCCUCCGGGAACCCCUGCUUCUGAAGCAGUGUCCAAACCUUUGGGAGUAGCUUCUGAAGAUGAGUUGGUGGCUGAAUUCCUGCAGGAUCAGAAUGUACCACUUGUAUCCCGGGCCCCCCAGACUUUCAAGAUGGAUGACCUCCUGGCAGAAAUGCAGGAGAUUGAACAGUCAAACUUCCGCCAGGCUCCCCAGAGAGCCCCUGGUGUGGCAGAUUUGGCCUUAUCUGAGAACUGGGCCCAGGAGUUUCUUGCAGCUGGAGAUGCUGUGGAUGUAACUCAGGAUUAUAAUGAGACUGACUGGUCCCAAGAAUUCAUCUCUGAAGUUACAGACCCCUUGUCUGUGUCUCCUGCCCGCUGGGCUGAGGAGUAUCUGGAACAGUCAGAGGAAAAGCUGUGGCUGGGAGAGCCUGAGGGAACAGCUGCCGCUGAUCGCUGGUAUGAUGAAUAUCAUCCUGAGGAGGAUCUGCAGCACACUGCCAGUGACUUUGUGGCCAAAGUGGAUGACCCCAAAUUGGCUAAUUCUGAGUUCCUGAAAUUCGUGCGGCAGAUUGGCGAGGGGCAGGUGUCCCUGGAGUCCGGUGCAGGGUCGGGCCGAGCUCAGGCAGAACAGUGGGCAGCAGAGUUUAUACAGCAGCAGGGUACAUCAGAUGCCUGGGUUGACCAAUUCACAAGACCAGUAAACACAUCUGCCCUUGAUAUGGAAUUUGAACGAGCCAAGUCAGCUAUAGAGGUGAGAACACAUAGUGCAGGAGCAUGUUGUGCAAAAGUUGCGUGGUGCAGAGCCGCAGAGAUUAAGACCUGUGAUGAAAUUGUAUGGCAAAUAAGGAAGGCUGUAGCUCUCUCAUGGCAUGCAGCAACUUUAUUUCUUCCACCAAAGCUUAUAGGUUACCAGUUUGAGGAGGAGAACCCCCUGCGUGAUCACCCUCAGCCUUUUGAAGAAGGGCUGCGGCGGCUUCAGGAAGGGGACCUGCCAAAUGCUGUGUUGCUUUUUGAGGCAGCUGUGCAGCAGGAUCCUAAGCACAUGGAAGCUUGGCAGUAUCUGGGUACCACCCAGGCAGAGAAUGAACAAGAACUAUUAGCCAUCAGUGCAUUGCGAAGGUGUCUGGAGCUAAAGCCAGAUAAUCGGACAGCACUGAUGGCACUGGCUGUAAGCUUCACCAACGAGUCCCUGCAGCGACAGGCCUGUGAAACCCUGCGAGACUGGCUGCGCUAUACACCAGCCUAUGCCCACCUAGUGGCACCUGCUGAAGAAGGGGCUGGUGGGGCAGGACUGGGCUCCAGCAAGCGUAUUCUGGGGUCUCUAUUGUCUGACUCCCUGUUUCUUGAAGUGAAAGAACUCUUCCUGGCUGCUGUGCGCCUGGACCCUACAUCCAUUGACCCUGAUGUGCAGUGUGGCUUGGGAGUCCUUUUCAACCUGAGUGGGGAGUAUGACAAGGCUGUGGACUGUUUCACAGCCGCCCUCAGCAUUCGUCCUGAUGACUAUUUGCUGUGGAAUAAGCUAGGGGCUACCCUGGCCAAUGGCAACCAGAGUGAAGAAGCAGUAGCUGCAUACCGCCGGGCCCUGGAGCUUCAGCCUGGUUAUAUCCGGUCCCGCUAUAACCUGGGCAUUAGCUGUAUCAACCUUGGGGCUCACCGGGAGGCUGUGGAACACUUUCUGGAGGCCCUCAACAUGCAGAGGAAAAGCCGGGGCCCUCGGGGCGAAGGGGGCGCCAUGUCAGAGAACAUCUGGAGCACACUGCGUCUGGCAUUGUCUAUGUUAGGCCAGAGUGAUGCCUAUGGGGCAGCUGAUGCUCGGGAUCUGCCCACCCUCCUAACUAUGUUUGGCCUGCCCCAGUGACAAUGGGAUGGGCUGCCUUGUGAGUGUUUGUCUGGAGGGGUCCCCGCUCUGGACGUGACUCCCUCUCCCCAAAUGUGCCUACCAAGGGGGUGGGCUGAUGACCCUAAGCGGUACGGCCUUUCAGGAGCGGCUGCCUCAGUGUAGGAGUGGGUAGUCUGUGUUCUAGUUCCUACGUAAUUGUAGGGAAACAAGCUGUGUUGUCUCUAAGUCCCUUGGUAAUUCAAGGGCUGCACAUCCAGGCAGAUCUUUCUGCUCAUCUUGCCCUUUCUUGGUGCUGCUUUUGGGUAGGACCCAAUAAUUUAGGGUAACUGUUGUCAUCAGCUGCCAUUUCUGAUAGGUAGAAUGUCUCCCCUUUCCCCGACUUCUGCUAGGAGUUGGUAAUAGUCUAGCUCCUUGGGCAGUUGUAUGUAAGAGAUUCUUCUGCCAUGCCCCACCAUUGAUGACUAUCUGGGAUGGGACGUGUUAGGAGUUGGUCUGUUUGAUUGAAAUGUUGAUUUGGCUCAGCAGAGCUGAAUUUUGGUAGGGGUGCUCAUAGUUCUUUUGCUCUUGAACCUCUCUUGGCUUUGAACUCUGAUUCCCUGUGAGUACAGUGGUGAUACAGUAGGGCUAGUAGCAUUAAUCCUAGCGGUCCUCAGGAACUACCAGGGUCAAUUGCUACAGAGCGUGUUUGGUGUGGGGUAGGAGGAAUGCUCAUUUGUGAAAUGAACCUGGUGGGGACAGCGGGGAUCAGAUCAGGGGCUCUGUCCUGGGGCCUCUGGUGGGAGGGCAGAGCAAGUGGGAAGAGGGGUGUGAUGAGUGCAGCAAUCUGUCCUCUUAGACUGUGAGUAGGAAUUGAGCUAAAUCUUCUAGAAAGUUGGUUUAGAAAUUAUAGUCUUGCCAAAUUUCUAGCAAAGUUUAGUGUUACUAUAAGCCUUUGCUGUACUUCUUGAAAUGUUCUAGGGGAGAGCAUUGAAAAACCGUCUUCCUCCAUGUUACCUACACAAGGUGAAGAUGGAAGGAAGAUGAAGAGGAGGGAGCAGCUUGGAUUCUUCUCUUCUCACUUGUCCCCUGCACGGGGAGAUACACUGACCGCCAGAAAUGACUGCUAAGCCUCUUGCCUUGUCUUCAGUAGCUAAUGAUCAGAGGGAUGUUUUUUUUAAACUACCAUGGUCCCAAGGUUCCAUCCUGAAAUUUAUUUUUCUUUGUAUGAAUAUGUAUAAAUGAUUUAAAAUUAAAACUGUAAAAUAUUUGUAUGAAGAAUAAAUGGAACUGAUGUGGGCAUGA